AUGUCGUCUAAUAGCAUUAAACUGCUGGCUGGUAACUCGCAUCCAGUACUAGCUGAGUUGAUUUCCAAGAGGCUAGGUAUUCCCCUAUCGAAAGUCGGGGUCUACCAAUAUUCCAACAAGGAAACCUCUGUCACCAUUGGUGAAAGUAUUAGAGAUGAGGAUGUUUACAUCAUUCAGACCGGGAUUGGCCAGGAAGAGAUUAACGAUUUUCUGAUGGAACUUCUAAUACUGAUCCAUGCCUGUAAAGCAGCAUCUGCCAGAAGAAUCACUGCCGUUAUUCCCAAUUUCCCAUACGCCAGACAAGACAAGAAGGACAAAUCUCGUGCCCCAAUCACCGCGAAAUUGGUUGCUAACUUAUUAGAAACGGCCGGCUGUGACCAUAUUAUUACCAUGGACCUGCACGCUUCUCAAAUCCAAGGGUUCUUUCAUAUUUCCGUUGACAACUUGUACGCUGAGCCAAGUUUCUUGAACUAUAUGAAGUUGAAGGUUGACUUAAAAAAUGCCAUCUUGGUUUCACCUGAUGCUGGUGGUGCUAAAAGGGUUGCCUCAUUGGCUGAUAAAAUGGACUUGAAUUUUGCUCUUAUCCACAAAGAGAGACAAAAGGCUAACGAAGUGUCAAGAAUGGUUCUAGUCGGUGAUGUGACUGGCAAAACGUGUUUGAUAAUAGAUGACAUGGCAGAUACUUGUGGUACUUUGGUGAAAGCCGCUAACACUCUACUGGAGCAUGGCGCGAAAGAGGUGAUGGCAAUUGUCACACAUGGUAUUUUUUCAGGCUCCGCCCGAGAAAAAUUGAGCAACAGCAGUUUACAUAAGGUAAUUUGCACCAACACUGUGCCUAUUGAGCUUGAUUUACCGAGAAUUGAACAAGUCGAUAUCAGCCCGACUUUGGCUGAAGCCAUUAGAAGAUUGCACAAUGGUGAAUCGAUCUCAUACCUGUUUAAUUUUGCUCCUCCAUUAUGA
Huiozyma naganishii CBS 8797 is the source of this 960-nucleotide messenger RNA. RefSeq names its product ribose-phosphate diphosphokinase. Gene Ontology annotation, biological process: 5-phosphoribose 1-diphosphate biosynthetic process; purine nucleotide biosynthetic process. Gene Ontology annotation, cellular component: ribose phosphate diphosphokinase complex; cytoplasm. Gene Ontology annotation, molecular function: magnesium ion binding; ribose phosphate diphosphokinase activity. The coding region runs from base 1 to 960 and encodes 319 amino acids. The transcript has a single exon. The record is from RefSeq and is a predicted model, not a curated record. Lineage: Eukaryota; Fungi; Ascomycota; Saccharomycetes; Saccharomycetales; Saccharomycetaceae.